Molecule: messenger RNA, 891 nt
Organism: Myripristis murdjan (pinecone soldierfish)
Lineage: Eukaryota; Metazoa; Chordata; Actinopteri; Holocentriformes; Holocentridae
Product: ras-related protein Rab-13
Exons: 8
Coding region: 48-770 (240 amino acids)
Molecular function (GO): GTP binding; GTPase activity
Source: RefSeq, a predicted model, not a curated record
AGAAGAAAGGGUCAAUCAUAGGUAACUACUUACUGCAAGACAAGCCAAUGAAAAGACAGCCGCACUCAUCCAGCAAGUUGGAGCAGGAUACAGAAGAGAGAUCAAAUUCAUCCAAGAGACACCAGCCGUCACGUAAAGUCAGGUGUGAAAGUGUUGAACAGACUCAAAUUCAGACCAGAGUUGUCGGUCCUCAGCGAGUGUUCAAAGUGGUAUUUUUGGGUAACUCAGGAGUGGGUAAAAGCUCCUUCAUCCAGCACUACUGCACCAGACACUUCCCCAGUACAACCAGUGCCACUGUUGGUAUAGAUUACCAAAUGAAGACUGUGACUCUGGGCUGCACCACAAUUGCGCUCCAGCUCUGGGACACUGCAGGACAGGAAAGAUUUCGCAGCAUUACCCAGCAGUACUAUCGCAAGGCUGACGGUAUCCUCACCAUGUACGACAUCACUCACUCCCCCUCCUUCACCGCUGUGAGAGGAUGGAUGGACUCUGUGCAGGAGAAGAAGUGUGAGGGAGCAGUACUAAUGCUGCUGGGAAACAAGCUGGACCUGGCAGACAGUUACAGGAGAGAAGUGACGACAAGGGAGGGGCAGAGGCUGGCACAGCAACACCAGGCUGUGUUCUACGAGUGCAGUGCCAAAACUGGAUGUAACAUGGAGGAGCUGAUGACUCAGCUGGCUAGGAUGUUAUCCGCCCAGCACGAUCAACAGUGUGAAGAUGUGCUCUUACUGACUAAGGACACACAGCCUGGAAGAGGCUGCUGUAAAUAAACAACAAAGGGCUGUCCCUAAAAAAAUAAUAAAGUAAAAAUUCCUGGUGUUUCAGUCAUGGUUCAGUGGAUUUACAUUUGCUUUGUUUGGACACUGAAGGGAUUUACAGGGAAGUGAUGAA